AUGCCAGCUAAUGUAGCAAAUGAUGGUAAAGCUAAGAAGAGAAAGAAAAUGAAACGGAAGAAAAAUCAUACUGUAAAAGAAAUAGCUAGCGAAGAUGAACUCGUCAAAAAUCGAUUAAAUGCAAAAUUUAAAAUGAAAACACAACGAUCAAAUGAUGAUGGUAUGCCAUGUCUAAGACUGACUAAAAAAGAACAAAUGGUGGUGAAGAAUGGCGAAAAACAUGAUGUUUUAUUGAAGAGAAGUCAAGAAGCAUUGUUAAAUCGUUUAAAUCAAGUUGAAUGUAACGAACUAAAAAUAGUAACUCGAUGGAAAUGUGCUCUUUGUCAACAACGUACUUUACGCUCUGUCUUGGGUGAUCUAUUCGGUCCAUACUUUAUACGAUUAAAUGGAAAUUAUUGGCCUACACAUUUGGCUAAGAAACCACAAAAAAUAAAUGAUCAAACUGAAUUAUAUUGCGAUAUUUGGCUUCAUGGUCCAUGUGCUCUAACUGCACCUGGUAUAUAUCUGGUCGGUAAUCAACUUGAUGGACUGGAAACAAAAAUUGGUGCUUUUUGGGCACAGCACUGUGCUGUAUGCUCUAAAGAAGGUGCAGCAAUUGAAAAUCGCGGCAAAUAUUAUCAUUUUCCAUGCGCUCUACAAAAAGGUUCCGAUCAUUUAAUUUUUAUCUCAAAUAUAAGUGUUUAUUUUAUUUAA
Brugia pahangi is the source of this 693-nucleotide messenger RNA. The record is from the annotation of a GenBank genome assembly. Lineage: Eukaryota; Metazoa; Nematoda; Chromadorea; Rhabditida; Onchocercidae.